AUGCGGGAGACAGUUGGAGGCGGCAAUGAGCACAAAUGGCUCACAGUGAGGGAGUGCGGUCCAAUUUCUAAUGGCUCAUGGUUAGAGAGAAGUGGUGAUCGCGAGAGGCUACAGGGGAAAGGUUGUGGCGAAAGAGUGAGUUAUAUACUCGUGGGUGUGAGCUAUGAUGGUUGUGGCGAGGUUGAGAGGGUGGUAUGUGGUGUCAAAGCUAAGCGAGGAGGUUGCGGGGAUUUGGGUCGUUGCAGGGUGUGA
Messenger RNA from Sphenostylis stenocarpa, 252 nucleotides. The record is from the annotation of a GenBank genome assembly. Lineage: Eukaryota; Viridiplantae; Streptophyta; Magnoliopsida; Fabales; Fabaceae.